AUGUCUUUCGGCAGUGUAAAUGUGCAUGCAGAGUUACUGCACUUUAUUGCACAGAAGGAGUCAAAAUGCUUGGAACUGCGGACGCAAUUGAGUGCCCAUGAAGCUGAAUUGUUACAAUUAAAGAGAAAAUGGGAACGAAUUGUUUUCCGUGGUUUUGAAAAAUCCCAAGCCAACGGAGAACGAAGAUUACCAUCGUCUACGUCUCCUUCCCCAGAUUCGAUACCUAUAACAAACACCACACAUCCACCUUCGGCAUCCAUCUACUCUGCCGCGUCUCUUUCCUACCUCGACAGUCUUAGCACGCAAGCCCAGGGUGCAGGAAGUGCAGCUAUGCUUGAAGCUCUCGGAGGAAUGAAAGGAAUACGUGAAAGUGUCCAGCAAGGUGUUGGACGUUUCCUUGGUGCCGUUGCAGGUACAAAUGAUCCCUCGUACACGACCUCUCAUCGUAGAUCCCUCACGCAUACGCCGUCACAGAGUUCAUCAUCAGCAUCUACUUAUGCCACGUCUAGCACGCGAUUCUCCCAGUCUUCACAAAGUUCAUUCGGUGACAUCGUACCGACUUCUAUUUCAGAAGAGGACGGGGACUUGAUGUCAGAUAGUAAUAUUGACGUGACCUCGAUGAAGAGGGCAAGGAAGCAUCGACCGACUCAUAUUGGGAUUGUGUCAGAUACGGGUGCUACCCCGCUCGUGUCUCCGACGCGUGAUUUCGCGUUAGAAAGUCCACCACGUACUGCGACGCCCUCAACCAGAGCUGUGCAUGGAGGAGGGAACAUGCGUUCGAGACGCAAAUCUCGCACGUUCUCGUCCGAAUCGCCUACUGAGGUCACUGGGACUUCUGCCUCCGAGGAAACAAAUCGGUGCGCAGACUCGGACACGAAUACAUCUGAGUCCCUUUCGUCUUCGUUGGUCGAUUGGGGAAUGGGGUUAUCAUCUCCUCCGCCUAUGGACUCUCCAGUACCUGGGCAGGGUAGCGGCAAGAGAAAUCUGAAUAAGCGGAUGUCGUUACCAGCGCGUGCAUUGAGCUCUGGUUCGGGUGCUGAUUCGUGGAUGGGAAGUAUGGUGGGGAAGCGUUGGGAAGAUACGAUAUCCAAGAAUCAAAAACGCGCCUCCGUUCUGCUUUCUGACGUUUCACAAUCCAUCUCACAAUCCAUACCUCAAUCUAUCAUCCAAGCACUGGUAUCUCCCCCGCUGUCAGCUUCGUCCGAGCUUGCUCCUCCAUCAGGAUAUCAUAAUAGGAUCGAAAAACAGACCUCACUGGCAUCGGCUUCUUCGACAUCGUUACUAGACGAGGAUAUUCCUCCCGAGGAAUCUGGAGGGUCAUUGACACCCUUGUUGGAACCUUCGCCUGCUCCUUUCCCCGUCCUUUCUCCCACGAAAUUGGCCCCGUCAUCAACUGAACCCCAGCCCAAGUCUCCCAUGAAGAACAAGCUCAGUUCUUCACCAGCUGGAGUAACGAAUGCUGGGAAGACGAACAAAACAGGCUCGAAAUUCAUCUCCGCGGUAGCGAGUCAGGAAGACGACGACGACGACUGGAACUGGUAA
Messenger RNA from Lentinula edodes (shiitake mushroom), 1542 nucleotides. RefSeq lists its product as uncharacterized. The transcript has 4 exons. Bases 1 to 1542 code for a protein of 513 amino acids. NCBI's taxonomy places the organism in Eukaryota, Fungi, Basidiomycota, Agaricomycetes, Agaricales, Omphalotaceae. The record is from RefSeq and is a predicted model, not a curated record.